GCCGGUCUUUUCUUUAUUCGCCAAAGACGUUUACUGUCUACGUGUUUUCACGCAAACAGGGUUAUAGAUGAACGCGCUUUGACUGCACGAUCACUGGAGUGUGACGUCUCAUAAAUAUUGACCCCAGGCCGUUGCUCGUCCUUUAUGACAGCCUAUCGGGAGGCCGGCUGAUUCGAUAUAUGUUGUGUUGAGAGCGGAGGUGUGUGUUUCACAGUUCCGUGUUUCACUACGAGCCUGUCCUGUCAUAAACUGCUGAGGGUCUGUUGAUCAACUGGUUUAACAUAACUGUAAUCCACGAUGGCAUCCGGCGACGAGGAUACGGGAGGUAGCUGUACAGCUCCAAAACUCGAGGAUGUCAAGCGGACGGUUGUCGGCCCUGCAGACGUUGUCAGUUAUCGAGAUCGUCGUCGGAGUACUGUGUUUCACUCUCGGUAUCCCCACAUUGGUGUUCACCAAAGACAACCCCUGCCUACCCUUCUUCUGAUCCGGAAUAUACACAGGAAUAGAGGUUAUACCGACAGGAUGUUUGGGAUAUUAACACCGAAAGAAGCGAAAGCUACAGAUCCAGCAAGACUGCGAUGUCUAGUAAUCACAUUUCGAGUGUUUUUAUCACUGGGAAUAGACGUUGGGUUAGUCCACUUCGCCUACGGAUCUGGUCAUGUGUCGUCUGCUUCACCGGAAAUGGCGGAGCACGUGCGGGGCAAUACACCAUUCCGCCAACAGUCUGCUCGCCGUGCUCAAUAUGACCGUAGGACUGGCCAUUUUGGUGCUAUGCUUAGUGAGCACUAUCGUCGGUUGGCAGCCAUUCGCUAUUCUGGAAAAAAUGGGAAGGUUGAGGACGAUUAAGGAGAUGGUGAAGGCCUAGACGUGCCUUCUGGACCGCCCUUGGCUUUUCUCAGCUCAAUAGUACCUUUGGGGUAAUGGAUAGGCGAGCGACCCAAAAAAUUUAGUUCCGGAAGUCUCUCAGAAUACUGAAGACUAUCGGGACUUACAUUGUCUCUUGAUCCUUUACAUGCUCAACCUCUCUGAGCUACUGUCUCAUAUCUGAUCGAAUGGAUAUCCUUGUCCGUUAUGUAUAUAUGGCCUAAAGAGACUGGAACUGUGAAAUAACUAAUUUAUCCCAUGUUUUAUUUUUCCGUAAACGGCUCGAUGCGGUGAGCUUUACAUACAAAUUUCCUGACCCAUCCGCCACCAUAGAUUCAGAUCGGAGAUGACGGAUCUUCAGCAUUAUGAGCGAACGCUUUAACCACUAGCUUACCCCGCAGCCCCUCCGGACUGAGAAAAGAAACCAUGGUGGCGAAUAGGUGUGUAUGGCAUGCUAAUAGUAAUUAUGAGCAUCUGAACAUCCCAGAUGCAUACGUAACGUAUCGAAUGUUUUGAGUUGUUCUCUCUUCUGGUAUUUUAGAUGCAACAUUCAUGAAUAUUCAUCUCUGUGUGUGAUGCAAAUGUGUUCAUAUGCCUCGGAUACUGGAUUCAACGUCAACACGACAGCCAAUUUGUGUUUUUGAAACACUUUCUCUCAUGAAUUUAAUCAAUGGACACUCCAGCAUUUGAUACGUUUCAUCUAACAUUAACCAAGCAAUUGGUUGUCAGCUUUAGGUAUUAAUUUUCUCGGUGAGUCACUGUUAUUUGUAGGAUAAUCGUUAGCCAACCAAAUGUAAACAGUUUCUUUACUUCCGUCCCAUUCUUUGCCUCAAUAUGUCUGAUGGUCAUGCCCGCGCUUCUCACAAACAUCGAGUUUACAAGGAGGUUACAUAAGUCGAAUUUUGCGUAAGUCGAUAUUUGGCAUCAAUCGAUAUUUGACAUAAGUCGAAUUUGGGCGGGUGCAGGAUAUCCAUUUAUCUGAGGCUCCGGGAAUCUCUCUCUGCUGAGUAGUGUCCCUUUGGUUUAACGGGAACGUAUAAUCGUGUGUUUGAAACCUUUUCGCCCGAUUGUAAACUGACAUAGGAAAGAAAGUACACAUCUGGUCCUUUGAUGUUUUUUCAGAAAAUCAACGUAAAUAGUGAGGCGCUGGCGACGUUUCUUUGCAUAAGAUAUCUAUGGCAUCACGUACACAAACUUUGUGACUUGUAAUUCGCAAAAACUUUGUUAAAAAAAUGUUUACGUAAUGUUUUCAAUAGUCCCAAAGCACUAGGUGUGUACUUUCUUUGUAUAUCAGUAUCAUAAAAGUCUAUGAUUAACAUGUCUUCAUGCAUGAUUUUACCCACAUCAAGCUGAUGAUAUAAUUUGUUUGAACUACAGUGAAGUAAGUGAACUGAUUAAACGUGAAACACUCCGACGUGCAAAACUACAUAUCCAUGGAGACAAGGAACAGGCUAAAAAAUAUUCAGAUUUACAACUGAAACAGUAUUGACUGUUUGCUAUUUUGCAGAAAACCACUGGUUGAAAUAUCAAUAUAUUUAUUCAAGAGUUCCUGGAAUUCUUUAUAUAUGCUGCAGAUUUUGGUAUGGUAUUUAUGGUAGUCAAUGACAUCAUGAGUGAGGAGUGAGUGAGUGAGUGAGUUUGUUUUCAUGCCGCUUUUAGCAAUAUCACGGCGUGGGACACCGCAGUUUGCGACGACUCAGAAUGAAGCACCGAGUGCAACACAAUACAUGAGUGUACAUAUUAACCUACUGACGGGCCCGAUGUAUAGCAUAAAACAACGAUGUACGUACGCAUACCGUAUGAAAUUUGACGCUUUGUAUAGUGGCACUACUUCAAUACUCAACUGACAUUUGAUGGUAUAUACUCAGUUGGGAAAGGUGCACUCAUAUACCUGUGUAAAUACUCCUAAGGACUGGUUUUACUUGUAUUUAUGUUAAAGUUUCUUUAUAAACUGCUUGCCUAAAGAAAAGUGUUCAUCCAUGGUGAUUGUGGUAAAAGGCGGAACAAAGAGGAACAGUAAUGGUUGGUAAUGAUUGUAUUUUUAUGCUGCUAUCGUUGUUUAUUUUGGACUUUACAUAAGGCAUGUAAGUUUUCGACAGUUGCUUACAGCUAGUAUGGUUUUGAAAAACGUUGUCAAUAUUUCUUCAUCAAAACCAGUUGCCAGACGUAUACUUUCUUUGCCUAGUAGUUUGUCUACCGUACCUGUGUAAAUACUUCUAUAAAUACUUUUACUUGUUAAUAUGUCUAUUAUGCUUUUAAAAAUAAAAUAAUUUAUUUUUGUUACAA
Molecule: messenger RNA, 3150 nt
Organism: Haliotis rubra (blacklip abalone)
Lineage: Eukaryota; Metazoa; Mollusca; Gastropoda; Lepetellida; Haliotidae
Exons: 4
Coding region: 298-846 (182 amino acids)
Source: RefSeq, a predicted model, not a curated record